Spodoptera littoralis (African cotton leafworm) is the source of this 4851-nucleotide messenger RNA. Lineage: Eukaryota; Metazoa; Arthropoda; Insecta; Lepidoptera; Noctuidae. The record is from the annotation of a GenBank genome assembly.
AUGGCGCGGUGGAGAGCGCUCCAGCAUGGACGAUCAACGGCUUGCCUUGUGUUCUUCUGCUUACUGCAAGUGGCGAGGGCAACGCCCGGUCCAUGUGAAGUGGAAACGGGCCAAUCUAGCAUUAUAGUUGAUAUAGAAGAAAGUAGAGGAGAUCAGGUGAACCAAAGCACAGUGCCGGCUGAUCUGCCAAUAGUCGGCGAACCAGGUGUGGACGUGGUGUUGUCCACGGUAUUUCCCAAGGGCCCCACGCUCUUCCAGCUCGAUGGAAAGAGGUUGCAGCUGUUGCAACCUCUAGAUAGGGAUGCUGAUAAUUUGUCGCAUAUGGUAUUCCAGCUGGUCUGUCAAGUGAAAGCGACGAAGAAGAGACGGACUAUACCGGUGAUAGUGAGAGUAUCGGACAUCAAUGACAAUGGGCCGGUAUUCCAAGGGACGCCAUAUGAAACUACUGUUUCUGAGCUGGUACCAAUCGGGACAACAAUAUUCGACGGGAUCAAAGCCGUAGACCUCGAUGCUGGCGUCAAUGGUCUAUCAGAAUACUUUAUAAUACCAGGAGAUAAUAAAACAUUAGAGGCGGCGAAUGCAGUAGAUGGGUAUGGGAGCUUCGCGAUACCUUUGCCUCAUCAGGGGCAGGUCACAGUCAAUAGAAGCUUGGAUUACGAGCGCACGCAGAAGUAUCUAGUCACUAUCCUUGCUUCUGAUCGUGCCCGUGAUACAAAGAAACGUCUGUCCAGCACUACUACGUUAACCGUGGUCGUACAAGAUGAUGAUGACCAGGACCCAUCCUUUAUAUACAAGGGCUGCACGCUGCAUGAAGGAGCUUGCUUUAACCCGGAGUAUACUAGCUAUGUAAACAGCGGAGUUUUAGCAGGCAUCCUAACCAUAGAGCCAGAGAAGAUACAAGCAGUAGACAUGGACACGUUGGACGCAAGGAUCAAAUACACCAUCGACAGUGGGGAACCAGACUCCUGGAAUACUUACUUCGCUAUAGAUCCCAACACUGGCGCUGUAAGGCAACUAGUUGCUGUUGACACUUCUAUUGCUAAGAAGUUCCAGCUAGUUAUUAAGGCCGAAGAAGUGACAGAAGCGCGCCGCUUCACAACAGCGAAGCUCACGAUCACAGUGCGACCGGUAGACGCCAGUCCACCAGUUGUUGAAGUGUCCUCUGAUGAAGGGAAAGUGGAAGAAAACUCACCCAAAGGCACCAAAGUAUUAGACAAUGAUGGAAAACCGAUUAGAUUAACUGUUUCGGAUCCUGAUUUGGGACCCGGAGAUCCAGUUCCAAAAUACACAUUUGAAUUGACAACAAACUUUUUCGAUAUCGACAAAGAUGGAUAUUUAGUUGUCAGUGAUGAGAAACUCGACCGAGACCCACCCAACCCAGGCAAAUUUAGAUUCCAGGUUGUCGCCCGGGAAGCGAAUGGUGGCGCAGCGUCAGCUCCGACUUCGUUAGCGGUACAAUUGUUAGACCAGAAUGAUAACGCGCCCGUGAUACCGAAGACCCAACCGAUCAUUGUACCCGCUAGCUUGGAACCUACUGAAGUGCAUACGGUGGAGGCGAUAGACAUCGAUGAGGGUGAGAACGCACGCAUAACGUACAGCAUAUAUCACGUGUCUAACAAUGGAGGCAACAAGUUCACUAUACACCCUAACACCGGAGUUAUAUCCAGCACAGGUCGUUUACAAGCAGGUGAACAGUACAGUGUAACUGUACGUGCGACUGACGCAAAGGGUCUCAGUUCUCAAGGGAUUGUAGAACUGUCUGUGGCUCCAGGCCCCAAUACAAGGCCACCGCAGUUCUCGUCGCGGGAUUACUAUGCCCCCGUCUCUGAAGGCGCUGCUAUAAAUUCUACUGUUACAACUGUUACUGCCAAAGACCCAGAAAACGAGCCAGUGACGUACUCCAUAGCAUCGGGCAAUGACCUCCGGCAGUUUGCUAUUGGUUCAACGACAGGCAUCAUCACAGUCAUCAGAAGCCUGGACAGAGAAGUGCUGACUAGAUAUCAAUUGAUGGUAAGAGCAGAAGAUCCAGGCAGGCUAUCGAGUACAGCGACUGUAAACAUCAAGGUCACUGACAUCAACGACAACAACCCAAAGUUCGACGAGGAUUCCUACUUGUUCCACGUUAAAGAAGGUGCCGCCAACGAGUUCGUCGGUUACGUUCACGCGACCGAUAUAGAUGAAGGAGUAAACGCCAUGGUCAGUUACAGCAUACCAACUCAUCUGCCGUUCAGCAUCGACAAUGGAACUGGAAUGAUCAGUACUAAAACUGAACUAGAUUAUGAAACUACUAAGGAAUACGCUUUCGUAGUAACAGCAACAGACGGAGCGAUAGACAAGCGUCUUGGGACCGCAUCAGUGACGGUACAAGUGACAGAUGUACCUGAUGAGCCACCAGUUUUCAACAAACUACUAUACUCAGUACAUGUACCCGAAAAUGCUGCUAAUUACCCCGUUGUUAAGGUUGAGGCUGAAGAUCCAGACACAAUAUCAGAAAUAACAUACACAAUUCUAAUGGGAGAUAAUGAACUAUUUACAAUAGACCGUAAAUCUGGUAUGAUAAGGACUGCUAAACCUUUGGAUAGGGAGAUAACUGCCAGGCAUCAGCUCAUAGUGGGCACUGAAGAAAAUAACGAGGAACAUCCCGGUUCUACAACUACUGUUGAAAUUUUGGUUGAUGAUAAAAACGACAACGCCCCAAUAUUUACCUCAGUAGUCCGUCCAGUUACCAUCGAAGACUCUGCAUCAAUCGGCAGUCUAGUUCAGACAGUAGUGGCAAUGGACGGUGACGCUACUCCACCAAACAAUAGAAUCCGGUACAAACUGGUUGGAAGGGGCAAAGCUUCCAUUUACUUCCACGUCGAACCUGAUACUGGCGCCGUGAGGGUUCGAGAUGAUCUGAGGAAGGAGGCUGAUAGUGAAUAUACUGUGGACGUGCAAGCAUACGAUCAAGGUGAUCCGGUGAUGUCUUCAGUUUCUAGUCUAACAGUCUACGUUAGCCAUUCAGCUACCGUUCCACCAGAUGUCGGCCUCGGUUUCGCAGACACAGUGUACACGGAACACGUCGCAGAGAAUUCCCCAAACGGCACACUAGUCAGGAUCCUUCCUCUGCUGAACAAACGGGAACAUUCUCCCGACACACCGCUCAAGUGUCGACUCACGGAGUCGUCGCAGAAAGGAGUAUUCUACGUAAAACUAACAGAAGAACGAGACUGCGCAAUCUACCUCAACACAAGUUCCUUAGACUUUGAGACUCUUGCAGAGUAUUCUUUGGAAGUCCAACUAGAAUCUAUACAGGGUCUAAUAAACCCAGAGAAUAGUAAGGCAACGAUUAAAGUCCAUAUAACCGAUGCGAAUGACAACGAACCCGUAUUUGUAUUCCCUGAACAAAGUACUAUAGCUACGGCGAAAGGAAAGUACUAUGCUAUUGUGAACAAGGAUAUGUUGCUUGGUACCCGGUUUUUGCAAGUCAAGGCAAAAGACAAAGACAGUGGCGAUUUCGGCAAAAUAGUAUACCACAAGAACUCCUGGACUAAAGCUGCAGAAGAGUACUUCAGUUUGGACGAGGAUACUGGCGAAAUAAGCAAUAUAAAGACGUUCGAGAAUGUUCCUAAAGAUGUACUGCCAUUCAAGUUCAGUGUGACGGCACGCGACAACCCUAAUUCUGCACAGGAUUAUAAAAUUGCUCGAGUUUCUGUCGUGAUUAACCUUUUACAACCAGAUAAUCAACUAGUAGUUGAAGUUGCGGACCAGAAUGCUGAAGCUAUGCGUCGCAAAUCUCGAAGCUUGCUCACUGCUAUCGAAGAGAAGACUGGAUUAGUCGCGGGAUUAGAGAAACUGACUGCCAGACAUUAUUUAGGAGAGAAUGGAACUCUUGAGAGUGAUCCGAAGGGAACUGAUGUUUGGUUGUACCUUUUGGAUCCUGUCUCUGGAGAGAUUUUGAGCAGAGAUUCUAAGCCGGUGAAGAAAGCUGUAGACGAAGGCAUGCACAAGGCAGUAGCGAGCAGCCUGCAGUCGCAGGUGUCCCCGGCGCGCGGCCCGCUGGCGCCGUCGGAGGCGCCGCGCCGCCCGCAGGUGGCCGCCGCGCCGCUCGCCACCGCGCUGCCCGCCGCGCUCAUCGCACUCGCCGCCGUCGUACUCGUCGCUGCUAUCGCCGCUACCAUCUAUAUUUGUGCCUCUUGGAAUAGAUACAAAAAGCACAAAGAACAGGCGAUACAGCAAUACGGCACGCUAAGUAUGAGCAUGCCAACACCGCGGCCAGCGUCGGGCUACGAGUCCAGCGAGGACGAGCCGGCGCCGCGGUAUGAGACACAGGUUUUAAACAUGGCGGUUGAUGAUGCUGACUUGCAGUUAGACUUCAGUCCAAACAACCACGCAUUCAACAUACACAGUGUGCAAUAUAUGUCCAAAGAAAACGGUGAACGUAGUCCAACGCUCUCGGAGACAGCGACGACGGCGCGCGCAUCCAGUGUCAACGAAAAUGGAGGAACUCUGAACAACAUGCACAGUAGUCAGGUGUUCGAGCCAAUAGCCAACAACUCGGCACUAAGUCGUAAUACGCAAACGUUAAACCGUCGCGCGGUGGGCGGCCCGCACCCGCUCAACAACGCGCUCGGCACCCUGCCGCGCGUCAACAACAACCACGCGCCCGCCGGCCUACUGGCCACCACGCUCGGACGGAAGAUCAACGGUGGGAACAACCAUAAGAAGAAAGCUACUCAACCUAUCAUGGCGUACGAUGAGAUACCUGGGUUACAAAGGGCAUCAGACAACGAUAAUGUAACGUUCGGUAAGAGGAAUUUUACCGGCUACAACUACGACCAGUCGCCAGUGGAAACUACCACGGAAUUAUAA